This is a messenger RNA of Episyrphus balteatus (marmalade hoverfly), 1619 nucleotides long. It is a transcript of the gene Paf-AHalpha, whose product is annotated as platelet-activating factor acetylhydrolase IB subunit beta homolog. The record is from RefSeq and is a predicted model, not a curated record. The transcript has 3 exons. NCBI's taxonomy places the organism in Eukaryota, Metazoa, Arthropoda, Insecta, Diptera, Syrphidae. Bases 240 to 917 code for a protein of 225 amino acids.
AUUGCGACACGACAACUGUCAUUGCCCGGGUGCGCUCUAGCAAACAAAAAAAGAAGUUCUUCAAUUUUUUCUUGAUCUAAAUUUUGGAUAAUAUUUCAAUAAACUUUACUUAAAAAAGAAUUAAUUAAAUAAUUCUGUUUCAAUUAAUUAAACAACUGUUUCAAAAGAACAUUAGCACUUGUUUUUUUUUAAUCAGUGCUUUGAAUUUCGGCUAAAAAAAAAGACUUUCGGUGAAAGUAAUGAGCUCUUGUACAGUGCCAGCACCCUUUCCUGACGAUGACGGCGACGAAAGGUGGAUCAGCAUUCAUAAACGAUUUUUGUCUGAGUGCCGGGAAAAGGAUCCAGACGUGAUAUUCCUGGGCGAUUGUAUACUCGAAACACUCCAGGAUACUGAAACCUGGAAUCAAUACUUUGCUCCGAUGCACUGCCUCAACUUCAGCAUCCGAAAUGACCGCACGGAAAACGUUCUUUGGCGAGUUGAAAAUGGGGAAUUGGAUAAUGUUAGACCAAAGAUUGUUGUUUUGCAUGUCGGCACAAAUAACAUAGAGAAUACACCCGAGGAGAUAUCUGAUGGCGUGUGCGAAAUAGUAAAUCAAAUUCGAAAAAAACUUCCCGAAACUUAUAUAGUUUUACCGACAAUUCUCCCACGUGGUCAACUUCCAAAUAGACUGCGUGAUAAAAACGCUGAAGUAAAUCGUCUUAUAAAAGAAAAAUGCAUAGGGCUUAAUCGAGUACAAACAGUAUCUAUAGACAAAGGUCUAAUACAAUCUGAUGGUACAAUUAGCCAUCAUGAUAUGUUCGACUAUAAGAACUUAACAAACACCGGUUCGAAAAAAGUUUUCGAACCUGUCUAUGACUUAUUGUCACAAAUACUCAAUGAAAACGAACCAGAAAAAGACCUUACACCAUCGGAAUAAAAUUUAAGUCAUAAUAUUUAUAUUUUUGAUUGAAUAUUUUCUAUACACCAAAACUAAUUAAAAAUAAUUAAGUAAACAAAAAAACACAUUCAUUGAGCUGCCUUAAACCAAAAAGAUAAAAAAAAAUAAAUUAAUAAAGCUUUUAAGGAGCAUUUUUUUUAUAAGUAUAUUAAAUUAUUAUUAUGUUAAAAUAAAAUCAUUCCAAUUUCGCACUCAGUAGCUUUGGCUUCAACAUCAAAUCAUGUCUCGUUUAAGUUUAAAAUGAGUUUUGAUGUUAAAAUGCAGGUACUUCACGAGUAGUAUUUAUUUAUUGUUGAUGUUAGUAUUAUUUAUUUAAAAAAAAACCUUAUAUGAUAAUUUAUUCAAACUCAUUUUGAACAUACAUACGUUUUUUAACUAUCGAAACUUUAAUUCGUAUAAAUAAGAAAACGUAAGAUUGGCUUCUUUUGUAAUUCAACCAAUUGCAAAGAUAAGUAAAAAGUUAAGAAAAGGCUAAUCCCUGUUUUUUGUCGUUUUAAUUCAUGCGACAGGUGAUCUCUGCUCUCAAAUUAAGAAAUAAAAUAUACAAAAACACAAAUGGAUGUUAUAAUUGCGUUUCAAAUUAUGAAAAGUUCACACUCGUACAAGUUUAUUUUUAUUAUUUGCGAAUAUUUUGUAAAAAAAAAUUAAAUGGAAAAUAAAGUGUUUGAAAAUAUGCAGUAA